UUAUCUUUCUUUUUAGUGUGUACUGUUUUUCAGGUUGACCGUCGUUCACUUCUUAAAAUCUCGCGGGUGUCUAUGGUGAAUUUACGUUUGAAGAAUUGUCAUGGUCACUGUCAACGGCUUUAACGGCGACAAGACGGAUCAAACUCCCUUAACUCCCCGCCCAGGGGAUCGGAUGCCCAUCCAUUCGUGGUUGGCAUCGUCGGCCCUUGCCAGUCAAGCUAUCGGUGGUAUGGGAAAUCUCGGAGGAUCUGGUUUACCCUUCCCAGGAGCACCGUUCGCGCCGACUGCUCCGCUGGAUUUGCCCGCCGUGCGUGAUGAAUAUUUAAGACUUUGGCAAGAAAGUGUGCUAGCACAACAACAUGCUCAACAGCAACACUCUGGGUUGACAACCUCAUUGACGCCCGAAACGUAUCACUUCGUUUCCCGCCUUCUUGCGGCCACUCCUGCAUAUUUCUAUGAACCGUUUGACACUACCCGCACUGGCGGAAAUUUUUUCAGUAAUUUGCUGAAGAACAUGGUUGCGAAGUGGAAAAGUAGUGAAGAAGCCUCCAAUUCAUCCGAAACUUCGGCGGUAAGCUCCGAGAGAGUCAGAAACGAGGUGAAGCAGGAACCAGAGACGAAGCGUCCCCGAAUGGAGCAAGCAGUCUCGUUGCGGCGAGUUGAAGAGUCAACCCCAGACCAUGAUGUCAAACGGACAGAUCCUGAAUCCGCUAGCAAAAAAACUGGUGUUCCAAUUGUGAAGCCGAUUCCCGUGCCUCCGCUGCCGGUGAUGCCACGUUUCCUGCAAACGCCUUCUUUCAAACUCGGCGUUCCUGCGAUGACGUUGUCGGAGCCCGAAAAUUUCAGAAAGCGGAAAGCACAGGCUGAGGAUGCGUCAACGGACGGAGAAAACUCGACUACGAUGUCAGCUUUUCAACCGUUCGCGAAUACUUCCGAAUCUGGGGCGGAAGAUGAGCCGAAGACGAGCAGCGACCAUUCGCCUUCGAAAGUAUUGAAGAAUCUGAAGAACAUUUACAGUGCUGUUCAGGGAUCAUCUCAGUGAAAUGACUUAUUCAAUCCUGCGGAAACUGUUCUAGUCGCACGGCGAGUCAUGAUUUCGAAAAAUUUUCAUCUGGUCAAAUUUGUAAUCGGUGUAUCAUCGCAGUAAUGGCGAGGCAGUAUUUCAACUGAAAGAUCUCAGUCGUAAGACAUGAAUAUGAUCUAUUGUAUUGUAGAAUUUGAAUCGCGUCGAUGGUAUUCAGAACUAGUCAUUUCUGAUUGUGUGUGAGGCUUUCGUGUGUACUAAAUAAAUCUAUGCGUCAUUUGCACAUUUCUGUUCAAAAGCUUUCCGAA
Notodromas monacha is the source of this 1332-nucleotide messenger RNA. NCBI's taxonomy places the organism in Eukaryota, Metazoa, Arthropoda, Ostracoda, Podocopida, Cyprididae. The record is from the annotation of a GenBank genome assembly.